Messenger RNA from Folsomia candida, 1733 nucleotides. Its product is annotated as baeyer-Villiger monooxygenase. Lineage: Eukaryota; Metazoa; Arthropoda; Collembola; Entomobryomorpha; Isotomidae. The record is from RefSeq and is a predicted model, not a curated record. Gene Ontology annotation, molecular function: N,N-dimethylaniline monooxygenase activity; NADP binding; flavin adenine dinucleotide binding. Bases 130 to 1596 code for a protein of 488 amino acids. The transcript is spliced from 9 exons.
CAGUCUUCAAUAAUCGCUUAUCGAUUUGUCAAUAAAACACUUGGGAAAUGGUUUAAUUAACGUGGAUCUGGACUUUUGAUCUCAUUUGUCACCAAACAGCUUACAUUUCAUCAUCACCUGGUGGGGAAAAUGACACCGAAAAUUUGCAUAAUCGGGGCUGGUUUUUCCGGUAUUGCGGCCGGAGUACAGUUGAAGAAACAGCUCAAUAUUGACGAUUACGUAAUCUUUGACGAAAACGAGGAUGUCGGGGGGACCUGGCUGGUCAACAAGUAUCCCGGGUGUGCCUGCGACGUGGCGUCACAUCUGUACAGCUACAGCUUCGAACCAAAUCCAGAUUGGUCAUGGGCGUACUCUCCACAACAGGAAAUUUGGAGAUAUCUCCAACGCGUCGCAAAAAAGCACGACUUGUACAAAAACAUGAAGUUUUCGCAUAAAGUGAACAAAGUCGCGUGGGACGAGACGAUCAACAAGUGGAGGCUUGUGGUUACAAAUACUGUGACAAAUGAUAAGGCUGAGCUUAUCUUCGACCUGAUAAUAAGCGGAAUUGGCGGGCUUCGUGUGCCUCACACACCGGAAGAAUUUAAGGCCUUUACCGGAACCAGGAUUCACUCGGCGGAAUGGGAUACCAGCGUAAAACUGGAGGAUAAGACAGUCGCCGUGAUCGGAAGUGGGGCCAGCGCGGUCCAAAUCAUUCCGAACAUUGUGAAGAAAGUUAAGAAGCUUAUCGUCUACCAGAGACAUCCCGCUUGGGUCCUGCCGCGGAUGCAGUUCCAAGUGCCGGACUGGCUCAAGUGGGCGUUCGCCUCGGUCCCGGGCUUGCGCGAGAUGUACCGCUCAUUCAUCUUUUUGUCGAACGAACUCGCCUACCCAACGUUCAUUCAGGGCAGCCUGAUGCAAAAGCUUGGUGCCAAACUUGGGGAUCACUAUUUGAACCGGAAGUUUGCCGAUAAUCCGGCCCUAUUGGAAAAAGUGAGGCCAAAUUACGAACUCGGGUGUAAAAGGAUCACACCCUCGAACGAGUAUUAUCCAGCCCUUGCUCAUCCAAAUGUUGAAGUUGUGCGGGAUAAAAUCACAAAAGUCGGGACGAAUUCAAUCACCACGGAAAACGGGGAUGAGAAAAAGAUAGAUGUUUUGAUUUUAGCAACAGGAUUCAAAGUCCAGGAGUUCUUUUCCCCGCUGGAAAUUCGUGUUAAGGGUGGCAUGGAUUUGAUGGAGCUUUGGCGGGAGAAAGGACCCUCUGCCUACAUGGGAAUCUGUAGUUCCGUGGCGCCCAACUGGUUCAUGCUUUUGGGACCAAACACUGGUCUUGGUCACAACUCGAUCAUUUUCACGAUCGAAUGUCAACUAAACUACGUGCUCCAAGUGAUUAAAGAAAUGAUUGAGCGUGACUCGAAGGUCGUUUGCGUAAAGGAAUUCAUCGAGCAGGGCUACAUGGUGGAAAUGAUGGAAGAUAUGAAGCCCAUGGUUUGGGGGACGGGGUGUGCCUCGUGGUACGCCGAUUCCCGCGGGGUGGUCACAGCCCUCAGCCCCUACACCCUCAUGACCUGCUGGAGACAUACGAGAACCUUGAAUGAAAACGAUUUCAAUUUCAAUUGAUUGCGGGAAAUUGUAUUUUUAGGAGGGAAUUUUUAGUAAUUUAGAAAGGCGAAUAUUUAUCGGAUGUUUACACAUAUUUACGAAAUAUGUUUCCAGUGAGUUACACAGAAAGUAAUAAAAUAUUUAUUGCAAAAAAA